Messenger RNA from Chionomys nivalis (European snow vole), 2768 nucleotides. It is a transcript of the gene Dimt1, whose product is annotated as DIM1 rRNA methyltransferase and ribosome maturation factor. Gene Ontology annotation, molecular function: rRNA (adenine-N6,N6-)-dimethyltransferase activity. The record is from RefSeq and is a predicted model, not a curated record. Bases 108 to 1049 code for a protein of 313 amino acids. Gene Ontology annotation, cellular component: mitochondrial matrix. NCBI's taxonomy places the organism in Eukaryota, Metazoa, Chordata, Mammalia, Rodentia, Cricetidae. The transcript has 12 exons. Gene Ontology annotation, biological process: rRNA methylation.
GUGGGCGGGGAAGUGGACCUCUCCGGCGCCUUGGUCGUGUCGGUGCUGACGGCGACUAACACGCGGUGUGCUGGGCUGUUUUCGCUUGCCCUGAGACUCCCGAGAAGAUGCCGAAGGCUAAGUCCGCGGCGAGUGGCCGCCGGCGCGAGCGGCUGGAGCAGAAGCGGGAGCUGAGGCGGGCCGGAGGACUCAUGUUCAACACAGGGAUUGGACAGCACAUUUUGAAAAAUCCUCUAAUUGUCAACAGCAUUAUCGAUAAGGCUGCGUUAAGACCUACUGAUGUGGUGCUAGAAGUUGGGCCUGGGACUGGAAACAUGACCGUCAAGCUGUUAGAAAAGGCCAAAAAGGUAGUUGCCUGUGAACUUGAUCCAAGGCUAGUAGCUGAACUUCACAAAAGAGUUCAGGGCACGCCUCUGGCCAGCAAACUCCAGGUCCUGGUGGGAGAUGUAUUGAAAUCGGAUUUGCCGUUCUUUGAUGCUUGUGUGGCAAACUUGCCGUAUCAGAUCUCCUCUCCGUUUGUCUUCAAGCUGCUGCUCCAUCGACCAUUCUUCAGAUGUGCUAUACUUAUGUUUCAAAGAGAAUUUGCUCUUCGUUUGGUUGCAAAACCUGGGGAUAAAUUAUACUGCAGACUCUCCAUUAAUACACAGCUUUUAGCACGUGUGGACCAUCUAAUGAAGGUGGGGAAGAAUAACUUCAGACCGCCCCCCAAGGUAGAGUCCAGCGUUGUAAGGAUAGAACCUAAGAAUCCACCACCACCUAUCAAUUUUCAGGAAUGGGAUGGCCUAGUAAGGAUCACUUUUGUUCGGAAAAACAAGACACUGUCUGCUGCAUUCAAAUCAAGUGCAGUACAACAGCUGUUGGAAAGAAACUACAGAAUUCACUGUUCAGUACAUAAUACUGUAAUACCAGAAGAUUUCAGUAUAGCAGAUAAAAUACAGCAAAUCCUAACCAGCACAGGUUUUAGUGACAAACGGGCCCGUUCCAUGGACAUAGAUGACUUUAUCAGGUUGCUACAUGGAUUCAAUGCAGAAGGCAUCCACUUUUCCUAGCCAUUUGAAAACAGGCUUUUUCCAAGACCAAGAAAAAAAUGAAAUUAUAAAUCCCUAUUAUUAUUAUCCAUGGUCAAAGUGGUUAAUUCUGCAUAUUCUUAUUUUUGUUUUAAAUAUACUACAAAGAGCAGGGUUCAAUAGACAUAACCAUUUUCAAGUUUAAAAGCCGCAGAUACGCACAACCAUACACUUAAACUUUCUAACAAUUUAUUGUAUAAAGAUGUUACUGUGUUAUGGACUGUGAGGCCUACUUUAGGCCUGCAGCUCGGUCACCCAGUCACAAAUCCUCCUCAUUCACAUGUACAGUACGUUACUUAACACGACUUUCCUUUAAACACCCUCUUCAUCCUAGACAGUUUUCAUGUAUUAAUGCCAUCUUUGUUAGAUGACCUGUUGCAACACAGACAACAGUACAAUUCUGGAUAAGCCAGAGGCUGCUGCAGUCACAUAGUGCAGGCAUGUCCUGUAUGACUCUACCUGUGAAAUGCAGACGCGUAGAAAGAAGCUAACUAUAAAGUCAUGUUAAGUCUGUUUUCUUGGGGGAGACAAGAUCUAUAGAUUUCAGAUUUAGAAAAAUCCCAGAGUUUAUAAGUGAAAUGGGUUUUAUUAAAUUGGUUGAUUUUCUUUCUUUCAUGAGAGGAUCUUUUUCUUUUUUUUAACAUCAACUUUAACCUCAGAAUCUUGCCUCAGCCUUCUAAAUGCUGGGAUUACAGUUGUGUACCACUGUAUGUGGUUUCAGUUUUCAGCUUUUUAAAAGAAAAGCCGUUUACCCACAACUACAAGCUCCUGGUUAUUCCUUAAUUCUGGAUAAUUAAAAUUCUAGUACCUGGUGUUUCUUUUUAUGCUAUUUAAAAUUUGUCAGAUUGAAGAUUUUAUGCUGCUUAUAUAUUUUAAUAAAUUAGCUGUUUUAUUUAUAUAAGGAAACUAUCUUCAUUGGAUAUCUGGCUCUCUUUGUGCCCAAAACUUAAAAUGAAUGCUUCUACACUUAAGAAUAUAAAUUGUUUGCCUACCUAGAUAUUUUUUUCCCCCAAAAUCUGGCUUAAGAGUCAUAUAGUAAAUGCUAUAAUGAUAUGAAUAACUUAGCUAUGAAUAGGUAAAAUGUGUAGCAGCCUUUAAAUUCAGAAAGGUCUAAAGAAUAUUUAAAACAAAACAAAAAGACUUUGCUGCAAAAGCUACUUUUGCCACACGAAUAGUAACUAUUCUUAAGGGUUAAUUUUCUUUAAUGUGACAGAACUAUUUUGUUGAGUUCACCAUCUCUACCUCGAGGGAAACAAUCCCACCUAACUAGGCUUUUUUAGCUUGUUUCCCUCGACUCUCAACUGCUGCGCUUUAGUCCCCUUUACUGGUUGGUCUCAGUUUUCCCUCUGUAAAAUUGAAUCGUAUUUUACCUCCAAAGAUAUUUGCUAGUACUAAUUUUCAAGUACACUGACUACGGAUUAAGAUGAAGCUAGCAUAAGGCAGCAUCUAUACAUAUAAAAAGACCCUCCAAAGAUAGUACCUAUCCAGUGCCAGUAACAUUAAACCUAAAAAUAGAUCUAUAAAAGACCUUCCGAAGAUAGUUCCUGUCCAGUGCCAAUAACAUAACAUUAAAGCUUUGUGCUUAAUGAGCAAGUUCGUGUCUUUAUUGCCCAUUACCUAUGAGGUGUUCUCAAAAUUUACCCUUUUAUUGGAGAUAAGGUCUUUCUACAAAGGUCUGGCUAUCCUGGAACUCACUAAGUG